AUGGAGACGACUCGAUCCCCGGAUUUUACAGGUUAUCCGUGGUGGGAUGCUUCUGUCUUCUCGAAUUGUAUUUAUAAUCACACAGUGCCGUGGCCUGCCGAUGGGAAUUAUACCGAUCCCUCGCCUACGCUCCAACAAUACAUACACACUUGCAAGAUGGGCUCCACGGGCACCGAUGUCAAAACUCCCUACACCGGCCUGCUCGGCCAGGACUUCACCGAAAUGGUCAAGAAGUCCAUCGGUCCCAAGGCCAAUCCCAGACUGCGCCGGGUCAUGGAGUCUUUCAUCCAACACAUGCAUGACUUUGCGCGGGAGAUUUCCCUGACCAACGAUGAAUGGAUGAUGGCAGUCAACAUGAUCAACGAGGGAGGACGGAUGAGUGAUGCCAAGCGGAACGAGGGACAGCUUAUGUGUGACGUUAUCGGCCUGGAGUCUCUCGUCGACGAUAUCACGUCCAGAGCGGCUGCAAAGGCCGGAGAAUCCAUAACCUCCUCUGCCAUCUUGGGUCCGUUCUGGCGACAUGAUACUCCCAUUCGCGAGAAUGGCUCGACAAUCACCUUUGACACCCCGGCCGAUGCGCAGGUUGUCUACAUGCACGGCAAGGUCUUCUGUGGAAGCACAGGGAAACCUCUUGCAAAUGCUUCGGUUGAAGCUUGGCAGGCGUCGACCAACGGCCUCUAUGAGCAGCAGGAUCCCAGGCAGCGUGAGCAUAACCUCCGCGGGAAAUUCAUCACCGACAGCGAGGGAAACUAUUCAUUCUACUGUAUCCGACCAACACCAUACCCAGUCCCGGAUGACGGACCGGCAGGCAAGCUGCUGGCCAUGUUAGACCGGCAUCCAUGGCGACCUGCUCACAUUCAUCUCAUCGUCCAAGCAGAGGGAUGCAGCCCGAUAACCACCCAGAUAUUCGACUCCGACUGCAAGUAUCUAGACAACGACUCGGUGUUUGCCGUGAAGGAUAGCCUUCGAGUGGUAUUCCAGCCUCGCAAGGGCGACCCGAAGGCGAAGCUUGAUCUCGAGUAUAACGUCUCUCUCGCUCCGGAGUCUCGGUCUUAG
Molecule: messenger RNA, 1056 nt
Organism: Monascus purpureus
Lineage: Eukaryota; Fungi; Ascomycota; Eurotiomycetes; Eurotiales; Aspergillaceae
Source: the annotation of a GenBank genome assembly